AUGGCGGAAUGCUUAGUACGAAGGGUGCUAAUUGAUCCAGGGAGCAGUGCAAAUGUCAUGCCAAAGGUCGCCUUCGAUCGGCUAGAAAUCAAGCCAAAAGUGCUUAAAUGUACUGAGAAUCCAUUGUUGGGAUUCGAUGGAAAGCGAGUCAAACCGAUCGGCACAAUAGAAUUGCUCGUUCGAGCUGCUGAGAAGGAGCUUGUCGAAAGCUUUGUGGUGGUGGAGAUCCAUCCAUCCUACAAUCUGCUGAUAGGGAGAGGAUGGAUUCAUAGAGUUCAAGGAGUCCCAUCGACCCUGCACCAAGUGAUGAGAUGUCUGAGUCCGGAUGGAAAUAAGGUGAUUAAUAUCAAUGGGGACCAAGUUGCAGCAAAGGAAUGUUACUCGGUGACUCUGAAGGCCGCAGGGAAGGGAAAAGCUCCGAUCCAAUCUGAUAGCCCACAAUAG
Cornus florida is the source of this 444-nucleotide messenger RNA. RefSeq lists its product as uncharacterized. NCBI's taxonomy places the organism in Eukaryota, Viridiplantae, Streptophyta, Magnoliopsida, Cornales, Cornaceae. The transcript has a single exon. Bases 1 to 444 code for a protein of 147 amino acids. The record is from RefSeq and is a predicted model, not a curated record.